AUGAGUGAAAUAUUAUAGUAAGAGGAUGAAAUUUAAUUAGAUCAAGAAAACAUAAGAGGAUAUCUAGAUGAUCAAAUUCUAGGAUAGAUAGUUGAACAAUAUUAGCAUUAAGGACUUACAAACUAAACAAUAACAUAAUAUACUUAGCUAGUAUCAAGAGGUUGCUAAUUAUUGCAUCCAUUAUUACCGAAGCUACCAGACUAGAAAGGAGUAAAAUUUAUAAGUUAACAAGAAUUACUCAAUUUAGAUAAAACUUUGUUGGGUCGACUUGAAAGUGAUUAGAGGUUUAGAACAUAAAGAGAGAAGAUUAUGCGUAACCAUUCUCAAUCCUAUGUGCGAAAAUUCAAUCUGACUGAUAAAAGUCAGUCUAUGUUGAAUGACAGCUGUUGCUUAAAAGAAUAGAUUGCGUUUUAAUUGGAUCAUAAUAAAACUUAAUUAAGGUAUUAGGAGGAGCAGUAGAAACAAAGUAUAUUGAGAACAACGUUCGCUAGAUCUAGAUCAUAUAAUCAAAAUAAAUUACCAAAAAUAAAAACUUAUCCUGCCAAAAUUGAUGAGGAAGGAUAAAUUAUGCCAGCCAUUAAAGCUAAAGUUAUACAAGUUCAGUAACCUGAAGAAGAGUUCACAAUUCCUACCCACUAUUUAGGUUGGAUAGAUGCGUUCUAUGGAAAAUGGAGACCUUAAAUGAGAGAAGGAGCUUCCUUGAAUAAUGUCUUAGGAAAACUAUAUUUAUUUGGAGGAAUAAGUAGCAAACCAUUUAAUGAUGUCGUUAUUUGGGAUCAUAAAGAGUGGUUCUAACCACAGAUAAUAGGAGAGAAGGCUCCAUUUGGUCGAACCAAUCAUAUUCACUGUGUUUUUAGAAGGAACAUCUACAUAUUUGGAGGUGAGAAACCAUAUGAUGGUUAAUAGAAGAUAAGGGAAAGUACUAAUGAUUUUAGAGUCUUUAAUACAGAAAAUAAUGAGUUCAAAGCAUUAAGGUUUGGAGGAGAAUUAAUUGAAGGGAGAAGGGGAGCAUCAGGAGCUAUUGUAGGAAAGCAUAUUAUUAUCCAUGCGGGUAUCAACACUAAAGGAAGAUAUUUAAGUGAUUUAUAUCACUAUGAUAUUUUGAACAAUAAAAUGUUUUUAAGUUAGGUUGAGUAGAAUGACUUUUUUACUAAUGGAAUUGCUUUUCAUACACUCAUCUCUGUCUUUAGUAGUUAAAGAAAUAUCCAAAUUUAUAAAAACUACAUGGACCCAGAGGAAAUGAAGGAAAUCAAAUAUAAAGUAGAGGGAGUAUACUUGUUUGGAGGAGAAUCUAAAAUAGGAACACUGUAUUCUGGCUUAUACAUGCUGAAUCCUUGUACUCGUCCAAUGUAAUGGUCUUUGGUGUCUGGCAAAGGAUAAUUACCAAUUAGUAGAUAUAAACAUUCUGCUUCAUAUUGUGAUAGGUAGGGAAUUAUUAUUAUUUAUGGUGGCAUAAGCGAAUCAUCUACUUUCUUGAAUGAUUGUCACAUUUUCAAAAUUGAAACUCAAUCUUGGAGCAAAGUCGAUUUAGACCUCAAAGAAGGAAGAGCAGGUCAUUCUGCUGUUGUGGAUGAUCAUAAACUUAUUAUUUUCGGAGGCUAUAACGAAACUGGAUUUCUUAGUGCAGACUUUUAGAUUCUAGAAAUCGAUUCCAUGAUUGCCUAUCGAAAUAGAAGAUAAGCCAAUAUAGUUAAUCAUCCUUCAACAGAUCCCUUAUAAUCAUAGACAACGAAUCAGAAUGUCAAAACAAAGCACUAAAUUUACACUGACAGAAUGAGUAAAAUUAGAGAGUAGGUUGCUAGUCUUUCUUAUAAUAUUAAAUCUUUCAUACCUAAACCUAUCAUCAAAUAAAUAUCUGCCAAGAAUCUCAACAAAAUUAAUAAAGAAUAAAUGCUAUUUUCUUAAAGGUUGAAUGAAGAGACUUCUGAAUUAAUCAAGGAUUUUGAUUACGUAGAAGAAAGCAAAGAUGAAAUGAAGGCCUCUGCUAAGUUGGAUGGCUCUCCACAUUCAAAUAAAAAACUUACUGAUAGGCGCUCAAUUUCAACUAGAAAUACAUAACCAUUUUCCCAUUGA
Molecule: messenger RNA, 2073 nt
Organism: Paramecium tetraurelia
Lineage: Eukaryota; Ciliophora; Oligohymenophorea; Peniculida; Parameciidae
Exons: 4
Molecular function (GO): protein binding
Source: RefSeq, a predicted model, not a curated record